AUGUUGAAGAAGAAAACAGUAGUGCCAGCAGAAUGGGAUGUUAUUCUCCCUACUGUCGUUUAUGCCUACAAUGCAUGCCCGAAUGAGGCAACCGAAGAAGUCCUUAUUUUCUCCUCUAUGGGCAGAACCCUAAGUAUCCAUCACAAGUCAUACCUAGAGAGUACCUUUCAGCCUGUACGGUGGACUACGAUCACUAUAAAACCGAGUUUUUAUCAGGGUAGCUUGCGCGGGAAUCAUUACUCCAACUCAGAGGAAUACCGUAAGAAGAUGAAGGAGCAGUACGACAGAAGGUCCAGAACUCAUAAGGUGGUACCUAUCAAGGAAGGAGAUCGUGUCUACGUAGAAAUCCCAUCUGAGAAAGGAAAGGUAUCCCACCCAAAAUUGACCAUUGAUUGAGCGUACGCCACUGCAGCAUGGGCCCAGGCCUGGCAGCUUAUGCUGGGUAUGGUCUCAGUUGGCGUAGAGCUCGUUCUGGGGAUCCCCGAGACAAAGCUCAAUGGCCAAAAGCUACGAACGAAUUGA
This is a messenger RNA of Haemonchus placei, 522 nucleotides long. NCBI's taxonomy places the organism in Eukaryota, Metazoa, Nematoda, Chromadorea, Rhabditida, Trichostrongylidae. The record is from the annotation of a GenBank genome assembly.